AUGGCUGAAAAAAAUGUUGAAACACCUUUGACCAAAGGUAAUGACGUGAAAGUUGCCAUGCUUACAGGUGCGCAGUUGUUCGAGAAAAUUGGUCGACCAACAAGAAUCGUAGCACCUAUGGUAGAUCAAUCUGAAUUAGCAUGGAGAAUCUUAUCCAGGAAGUACGGGGCUACCUUAGCUUACACACCGAUGUUUCAUGCAAAGCUGUUUGCAACUUCUGAAAAAUAUAGAAGAGAUAUGUGGUGCGAUAUGGAUGGCAACAAAGACGUUGAUCGUCCACUGAUUGUGCAAUUUUGUGCAAAUGAUCCAGAAUACCUGUUAUCCGCCGCCAAGAUUGUGCAGGACAGAUGUGACGCAGUUGAUCUGAAUUUAGGUUGUCCACAAGGUAUUGCAAAGAAGGGACAUUAUGGUGCGUUUCUGAUGGACGAUUGGGAUAUCGUGCAUGCAUUGAUUAAGAAAUUGCAUGACAAUCUGGAUGUUCCAGUUACAGCCAAGAUUCGUGUUUUCCCAGAGAAAGAAAAGACACUUGAAUAUGCCAAGAUGAUCCUGGAUGCAGGGGCACAAUUUUUGACUGUGCAUGGUCGGUUAAGAGAACAAAAAGGACAGAAGACGGGACUUGCUGAUUGGGAUAUAAUCAAGUAUUUGAGAGAGAGUUUACCUCCGAAUACUGUGUUCUUCUCGAAUGGCAAUAUCUUGUACCCUGAGGAUAUCACUAGAAGUAUGGAACAUAUUUCAUGCGAUGCCAUCAUGAGUGCUGAGGGAAAUCUAUAUAACCCUGGUAUUUUUAACGCAGCAAGUGGUCUAGACAAAGAGAAAUCCUUCCCUCGUGUAGAUAUAAUUGCACGAGAAUACUUCGAAAUUGUUAAAGAGCACCAGCAAUCGCAAGCUUCAAAAAAUGCUAUGAAAUCUCAUAUGUUUAAAGUUUUGCGCCCAUUUCUAACUCAUCAUAUAGACAUAAGAGCGGAAUUGGCAUCUCUGAACGCCAAGACCGCUUUUGAAGUAUGGGAGGAGAAACUGAUUAGACCGGUGGAGGACACAGUUCAAAGAAUAUUUCAGCAAGUCGAUAUUGAGCAAAAAGAUGAGGUUUUCAAAGGCGACAUUGAAUUAUGGGGCGGAGCCUACUAUACAGUGCCCUAUUGGAGGUGUCAGCCCUACUUUAGAAAAGUUGAUGGUCUUUCAGCAGACAAAAGAAUCACCAAAAGCCUUGAGGAGAGUCGCCAAGCACUCGAUUGUGGUGAGGUUAACAAACCAGAUAAGAAGCGAAAACCAGAAUCGACCUUAGAACGGCCUCUUCAAAAAGAAGGCAAGGUAUGA
Molecule: messenger RNA, 1314 nt
Organism: Zygotorulaspora mrakii
Lineage: Eukaryota; Fungi; Ascomycota; Saccharomycetes; Saccharomycetales; Saccharomycetaceae
Gene: DUS1
Product: tRNA dihydrouridine synthase
Exons: 1
Coding region: 1-1314 (437 amino acids)
Biological process (GO): tRNA processing
Molecular function (GO): flavin adenine dinucleotide binding; tRNA dihydrouridine synthase activity
Source: RefSeq, a predicted model, not a curated record